Lasiosphaeria miniovina is the source of this 408-nucleotide messenger RNA. RefSeq lists its product as uncharacterized. The record is from RefSeq and is a predicted model, not a curated record. Lineage: Eukaryota; Fungi; Ascomycota; Sordariomycetes; Sordariales; Lasiosphaeriaceae. The transcript has a single exon. The coding region runs from base 1 to 408 and encodes 135 amino acids.
AUGAACCCCGACACACAAUCGCAGCCAACUACCGUCCUGGUGGAAACAGUCGCCCCGCCAGCGCAGGCCCGUGUUCGCAGCACGCCGCCAUUCACAGCCCAACCUCCGCCUCAGAACCCGACGGGCCAUGCGAGCAGCAAUGGCGACGGCGGUCCUCACCAACCCACAGAACCAGAAAAGACACACAAUCCGCAGUUCUGGGCUGUGGACCUGGAGCAGCAGGGCAACGCAGCAGAGACAGCUGCCAAACGACGACUCCACAUGCUGAGGUCGAGAAUUAGGCGACCGGGGAUGGACUCGACGUGCGGGACGCUCGUGGACACGCUCGUGCUGGUUGCCAGCGGCAUGGUGCUACUGUUCUUCAUUAUCUUGAUGGUGCAGUUGUUCGGGAGCAUCCCAGACAAUUGA